Messenger RNA from Melanaphis sacchari, 2167 nucleotides. Its product is annotated as E3 SUMO-protein ligase PIAS1-like. Gene Ontology annotation, molecular function: SUMO ligase activity; zinc ion binding; transcription coregulator activity. Lineage: Eukaryota; Metazoa; Arthropoda; Insecta; Hemiptera; Aphididae. The record is from RefSeq and is a predicted model, not a curated record. The coding region runs from base 263 to 2149 and encodes 628 amino acids. The transcript has 4 exons. Gene Ontology annotation, biological process: regulation of transcription by RNA polymerase II; protein sumoylation.
UACGGUGUGCAAAUAUGAAAACGUUAAUCGUGAACAAGCGACUAACAUUAUUUUUCUUAAUUGUAAGAAAUAUAACCGUUCGAAACUAUGAAAAAUAAAGUUUACUCGAACAUUUUGAAUUUUAAUUCUUCCUAUCGAUUCCAAUCAGAAUAGUUGAACAACAACUGUUGUAUUACGUCUACAUAACGUGGAUUGAUGAAAAUUUGUGUUCAAAUUUGAAAUCGAAGUAAUCGAACUCCAUUGCAAUCUAUAAUCAAGAACGAUGAAUAACAUUUCUGAAGAAAAUUAUGGAACUAUGCUGGCUAGUUUUCGGCCCAGUGACUUACAAAGACUAUUGGAAGCUUUUGGUCAAAAUAAAGUAGGCCGAAGAGUUGAAUUAAGAAAUCGAGCACUUGAAUUGUUAAGGUCUAGACCAAUUGGCUUUAGUUAUGAAGCAUAUCUAUCAAAAAUACUUGAAAUAUAUAAUUACAAGGAAUCUCGUAUGUCUAAUAAUUUUAUGCAACCUCAACAAGGACAGACAAUGUAUAUGGGUCAGAUGCAGAUACCACAACAAAGAAUGAACCCACUGCUACAAUAUUCUCCUCAACAACCAAUGCAUACGACCCGCGCUGGAUUGCCACAGUUUUUAAUCAGAGUACCAAGACCUGUUACUGGUCAAAACAUCUAUUUUGUAAACAAUGUUACUAACAAUAACAUUCGGUGUGCUCUAAGUAGUAGUAAUCAGCCAUCUGGACCUCAUACUACAAUAUCAUCCCUAUUACCUUUAAAUCAACAAAAUUCAGUGAGAUUGAUUGUGAACGCAUUGGCAAGUAUAAACAAUAAUGUUUUAAACUCAUCUCAAACUGUAGACCGUUACAAGUUCAAAAAAUUACCAUUUUUUGAAGUUAUUGACAAUAUUAUUGAAACAACUUUUCUAAUUGGAUCAGAAAACUGUACAUUAGAAAAGUUUACUAAAGGUACUAAAGAAUGUGUGUUCACCCAUACUAUGACCGUUGAACAAGCAUCGCUUAUUGCAAUGAAUAGAGACAUUUCAUAUGGAAAAGAAGAGUAUCUUUUUCAAUACCAAAUUCGCUUUUGUCAGCUAGAAUUUGGGCGUAAUAGUGAAGUAACUGAUUAUUUUCCACCAGGACUUCAUAUUCGAAUAGGAAAUAGAACAUGUCCAUUGCCAUCUAAUAUAUCUAUUAAACUAGGAACUGAAUCUAGGCGAAUUGCGAGACCAAUCAAUAUCUCGCAUUAUCUAAAACUUAAUCCUAUGCUUGCAAACUCGAUUACUGUAAAUUGGAUUCCUGAUGGAAAAAAAUACGCUAUUGCAUUGUUCAUUGUUAAAAAGUUAAGUUCAGAUGAUUUGAUAAAAAAACUUCAAGAGAAAGAAGCGAGGAGCUCUGAAGAGACUAAAAAUAAUAUUAUUAAAAAAUUGGCAGUUUCUGAUUCUGAUUUCGCCCCUACAUCAUAUCGUUUUUCCUUGGUUUGUCCAUUGGGUAAAAUAAGGAUGAAGAUACCUGCCAAAUCUAUUCAUUGUGAUCAUAUACAGUGUUUUGACGCUGAAACAUUUAUUUUAAUGAAUGAAAAAAAGCCGCAAUGGAUGUGUCCAACGUGUAAUAAAUCUUGUUUAUACGAUGACAUACGAAUAGAAAAUUAUUUUAUGGAAAUCGUCACUAGUCCUAAACUUGAAAACAAUAUGGAAAUUGAAAUUUUAGCUGAUGGUUCAUGGAUUGUUUUUAAAGAAAACAAAGAUACCAAAAAUACAAAUAGUAAUCUUGAUUCGAAAACAAACCCUAUUGAUGCUAUUGAUUUAGAUGACAGCGACAAUGAAAUAUCUAUUGAGCCAAAAAAAGAAUUUCUGUCAGAAGUUUCAGAAAAGCAGGAAUCUGAAAACUUGAAAUCAGAUUUUGUUGAUUUGACAUUAGAUGAGAACAAAAAACCAUCAGAUAAUGAAGUUCAGGCAGCUCAUGUUAUACAACCAGUGACUGAUGCUAUACAGUCAAUGAUUGAUACCAUGCAGCCAAUAACUGAUGCCAUACAGCCAAUAACUGAUGCCAUACAGCCAAUGACUAAUACUCUACAGCCAGUUACUGAUAUUAUACAGCCAAUUACUGAUACUAUACAGCUAGUUACUGAUACUAUACAGCCAGUUCCUAAUGCUACAUAGCCAAUUCCUGAUGCUACG